CUUCCGGGGGAACUGGUCGACCGGAUCAUCGAUCAUUUGUACAACGAUGCCUCUUCUCUUAAAGCUACCUCACUAGUGUGCAAGACCUGGCUACCGCGUUCUCGAUUCCAUCUCUUCCAAGGGGUGGUAUGCGAUAUGGCACCACCAACUACGUCCGUCUCAGCAUUAGUCUCCUUGCUAUACGGAUGUCCCGACGUCGCUCCAUACGUGCACAAACUCAAACUCGUCCAUAUCGAUUGA
This is a messenger RNA of Dichomitus squalens LYAD-421 SS1, 240 nucleotides long. RefSeq lists its product as uncharacterized. The annotation marks the transcript as partial. The record is from RefSeq and is a predicted model, not a curated record. Gene Ontology annotation, molecular function: protein binding. Lineage: Eukaryota; Fungi; Basidiomycota; Agaricomycetes; Polyporales; Polyporaceae. The transcript has a single exon.